Messenger RNA from Xenopus tropicalis (tropical clawed frog), 1628 nucleotides. It is a transcript of the gene pdk3, whose product is annotated as pyruvate dehydrogenase kinase 3. The record is from RefSeq and is marked provisional. The transcript is spliced from 11 exons. Gene Ontology annotation, cellular component: mitochondrial matrix. Gene Ontology annotation, molecular function: transferase activity; ATP binding; protein kinase activity. Bases 277 to 1494 code for a protein of 405 amino acids. NCBI's taxonomy places the organism in Eukaryota, Metazoa, Chordata, Amphibia, Anura, Pipidae.
GCUGUUUCCUUCCUAUGUGUGCUGGACUUUUAAUGAUCAAUCGCUAGCAUCUGCAUUGUUUAUGCUUCUCUUUUGUGCCCCCCGGCAGCCAUCUGCCAGUGUGUGACACCAGCCUACCCCUGCAAGCCAACCCUUCCAUUAUCUAUGUUGGAAUGGACUGAUAGAUUUGUCAGUCAGUUGUAAUAUGUAGGCUCUGUGGCAGCGGGGAUCUGAUGGUGCGACUCAUUCUGGGUGCUGCUUAUCUCCCAUCACUGGACCAUCAUCAUUUUUCUCACCAUGAGGCUGUGCAGGUUCCUGCUGAAGAACACAGUCCCCAGUCAGAUCGAGUACUACUCCAAAUUCUCCCCCUCUCCGCUCUCCAUCAAACAGUUCCUGGAUUUUGGGCGUAAUAAUGCUUGUGAGAAGACAUCUUACCUGUUUCUAAGGAAAGAACUGCCAGUGCGAAUUGCAAAUAGUCUCAAAGAGGUAAACCUGCUGCCUGAGAGUUUGCUGCAGAGACCGUCUGUGAAACUAGUGCGAUCCUGGUACUUGCAGAGUUUUCUAGAACUUUUAGAAUAUGAAAAUAAGAGCCCAGAAGAUUCAGAUGUGCUGUAUGACUUUUUAAAUGUACUCAUCCAAGUGAGAAAUAGGCACAAUGACGUGGUUCCUACAAUGGCCCAAGGCGUCAUAGAAUAUAAGGAGAAAUAUGGAUUUGACCCAUUUGUCAGCAGCAACAUUCAGUACUUUCUGGAUCGAUUCUACAUGAAUAGAAUUUCUUUCCGAAUGCUCAUCAAUCAGCACACUCUGCUCUUUGGAGGGGACAUAAACCCCGCUCAUCCAAAACACAUAGGCAGCAUUGAUCCUACCUGUAAUGUACCAGAAGUGGUUAAAGAUGCUUAUGAAACAGCAAAGAUGCUGUGUGAGCAGUAUUACAUGGCAGCUCCUGAGCUGAAAAUUGAAGAGUUUAAUGCCAAGGCUCCUGGCAGGCCUCUCCAUGUUGUUUAUGUGCCCUCCCAUCUGUUUCAUAUGCUGUUUGAGCUAUUUAAGAACUCAAUGAGAGCCACCGUCGAGCUCCACGAAGGCAAAACUGAUGCCUUGCCCCCAGUAAAGGCACUGGUCACACUGGGAAAAGAAGAUCUGUCUAUAAGGAUAAGUGAUAAAGGUGGCGGGGUGCCCUUGAGGAAAAUUGAUCGUCUCUUUAAUUACAUGUAUUCAACAGCACCAAGACCAAGCCUGGAACCAAGCAGGGCAGUUCCACUGGCUGGAUUUGGCUAUGGCCUGCCCAUCUCACGACUAUAUGCCCGAUAUUUCCAAGGAGACCUCAAGCUCUAUUCCAUGGAAGGUGUUGGGACUGAUGCUGUUAUCUAUCUUAAGGCCGUUUCCAGCGAAUCAUUUGAAAGGCUCCCGGUUUUUAACAAGUCAGCGUGGCGACACUAUAAGAACGCAGCCGAAGCAGAUGACUGGAGCAAUCCAAGCAGGGAGCCACGGGAUGCUUCCAAAUACAAAUCUAAUUAACCUUGGCAAUCUGCUGGGCAACGGAAUAACACCGCAUGGUCUUGAAUCAGAUUUCCUUCCAGUACGAAUAGGAGAUUGCAGAGAAUAUAAUAAUAAUAAUAAGGGGUUAUUAAUAAUGCAACCUGUUCACCUUG